CAAAAACAACUUCCUCCUUGUUUGGUGUUAGUAAUAUCGCCAAAGUGAUAGCGCGACGCAGUAGCGGCGAUCAUAUUCCAAUUGAGCUUCAUUAAUAAUUCUUUCUGCUUUACACUCGGACGAUGUGUUUCGGUGGGGGUCGCCUAUUCGCGUGGUUUAGCAAACUUAUCUUCUACUUUGGCAUACAUGCACACACACAAAAAUAAUGCAAAAGAUAAAAGAGCGUAGAAGUAGCUUCUGUAUUUAAAGAUGAGAGAUUUCACACAGCUAGUCAGUUUCUUGUGUGCUGUUAUAGUGGACAUAUUUCGAACGGCUGUGGAAUUGCGUCUAUUUACUUCAUUACCAAGAUCUAUAGUGCUUCAAGAUGACGUACAAUCUAGACGAGCUUGAGGCUCCAGCGUGGUUGAAUGAUGAGUUCUUCUGUAAUGUGAUGCGCGAAUCGAAUAACGAUCCAACGAUUGAGCUCACUAGUGCUUGUGUGUUACGUCCGGGUACAAACAAAGGCGAUCAUUACGCUAGUGUGAUGUUCCGCACGACCAUCAAGUAUAGAUCGACUCGUUUCCCUGAAGAAAAAUCGGUUAACAUCAUUAUGAAAACGAAACCGGAAGCAGAGGGCAUGAAGAAGGAGUUGCUCGAUGAUGAUGGGUUAUUUGCGAUCGAAAUCGACAUGUAUAGCAAAACGCUACCAGAGAUGGCUCGAAUGCUGAAAGAAAUUGGUGAAGAGUAUAAAUAUCCUCGUUACAUUUAUGGGGCGCUGAAACCUCGGCCCAUCCUUAUUCUAGAGGAUAUCAGUGAUCAGGGAUGGGUGAUGGGAGAUUUCAUUAGCACUAUGGAAGAUAUGAAACCGAUAGUAAAAGACAUAGCAAUGUUCCAUGCCGCAUCGGUGAUGAUAGAAAGCACGGACCCUACGUUCGCAAGCCGGUAUGCCUAUUCAAUAGCGGAAAAGUUGAUGGGUUUUGAGGGGAUGAUUAAGAAGGGUUUUGGGGAAUUGAUGCAGUUGACUGCGUCGUAUCCGGAAUUCGCUCACUUUGCUAAACCCUUAGAGAAGUUUCAAGAAAAUCUUCGAGAAUUUUACGUUGCAUUGUACGACCCUUCCAAGACGUAUCAAAACGUGUUGAUACACGGUGAUUUUCAUGGUAAAAAUAUGCUUCACAAAGUCGAUGAUGAAGGACGACACGAGGAUACGAUACUACUGGAUUAUCAGAUCUGUAGCUGGACCUCACCUGCCAUAGAUUUGUACUAUCUAUUGGAUAUGAUACCAACACAAGAGAUUAAGGACAAUCAUAGGUCUGAGCUGAUUUACAUGUAUUAUCAGCAGUACGCUGAUCUGCUGAAACGAUUAGGAUACAUGGGAAAGAUACCAACCCUGUUGGAUUUACAAAUAGAGCUUCUUCGAUAUGCUGGGCUGGAAUUAGUCCACUAUGCCAUCUUCAGCUCAUUCCGGUACAUCGACCAAAACGCAAUCGAUAUCGAGGCAAUGCUCAAGGGUGAAGUAGACAAUCCCGUGUUGAACAAUCCAGAAUUCAAGAAGCUAAUGCAUACCGAGCUAACGCGUUUUCUACAUCACGGAACUUUAUCGAAGGACUAGCAAUGCCAUAUGUAUUCAGCGUUGAAUAUGAAAUGAUUAAGGGACCUCUUAGUUUGGUGUUAUUCAGUCUUGCUUUUGUGUCUUCCAACAAUCGAAAUGAAAUACAUAAAUCACAAAAAUAAAUCAUUAAAAUAAAUUUUCAA
Molecule: messenger RNA, 1731 nt
Organism: Anopheles funestus (African malaria mosquito)
Lineage: Eukaryota; Metazoa; Arthropoda; Insecta; Diptera; Culicidae
Exons: 4
Coding region: 365-1588 (407 amino acids)
Source: RefSeq, a predicted model, not a curated record